Molecule: messenger RNA, 234 nt
Organism: Meloidogyne enterolobii
Lineage: Eukaryota; Metazoa; Nematoda; Chromadorea; Rhabditida; Meloidogynidae
Source: the annotation of a GenBank genome assembly
AUGGCAGAAAUUCACCAACAAAAAUUAUAUCGCGAGCAACUUAUUAAAGAAGCAUCGAAAAUACGUUUUUUGGCUAUUACAACUAUUGCUUUAAGUACAGUGUCGCUAGCAAGUGUUGUUCUCGCUAUACCCUUUUUAUUUUUAAAAGUGCAAUCAACGCAAUCGGAAGCAAAAGUUGUAUUUUACUUAAAAUAUAACUUCCGGAAAGAAAAUACAACUUUCCGGAAACUCUAA